Oryzias melastigma (Indian medaka) is the source of this 1850-nucleotide messenger RNA. RefSeq names its product nanos homolog 2 (gene nanos2). The transcript has a single exon. Gene Ontology annotation, molecular function: mRNA binding; zinc ion binding. The coding region runs from base 559 to 1008 and encodes 149 amino acids. Gene Ontology annotation, cellular component: perinuclear region of cytoplasm. NCBI's taxonomy places the organism in Eukaryota, Metazoa, Chordata, Actinopteri, Beloniformes, Adrianichthyidae. The record is from RefSeq and is a predicted model, not a curated record. Gene Ontology annotation, biological process: oogenesis; negative regulation of translation.
AUUUGGCACAAAAUCUAGUAAUAUGGUUCGCUAUUGUCGUUUGGUUUUGAAGCACAGUCGGUGUGUGUAUAUAGCAGUUCGAUCGAGGCCUGAAAACGUGCUUUUAGACUUCAAAGAGUCGUCGCGCGUGCGGCACCUGCCCAGGCGCAGGUGUGUUUUUAAAAUGUUUUUGAAGUGGUCCUGACCAGACGGCCCGGCGCCGGGGUGGACAGCGUGCCCAUCCAGAUUUAAGUGGUCUUGAAUGUUUGGGUUUCAAGGGAUUAAAAGUGAUUCAUUCUAAACAAAAGAAAUAGCAAUUAAUAUAUCGUGAAAUUUAAUUCGAAGAAGACGCAUUUAAAAUGACCCAUUUGGCGCUUAAAUUCAAAUCUAUUGAUCAGCAUAUAUUUUGUUACUUAAUUUAACCUUCUUUUUUUAUGCUUAAAAGUAGGUGUUACAUCUAAAAGAUGCUGUUUAUAUAAAGAAUAAACCAUCUGAGUACCAAAUCAUCCUCUAUUGUUUAGGUUUUAUUUUGAAAGUCUUUAAAUUUGAGACAAACUGAUCUAAAUUGUUUUUCCAAAAAUGUCCUCGGUGCAGAAAACAGUAGAUGCCCGGAGCGCACACCUCGACUGCUUCGACAUGUGGCACGACUACAUGAACUUGAGCGCGCUCCUCUGUGCGCAAAGGCUGCGCAACCCCGAGGAGCCCAAGCAGGAGCCAGCGGCCCAGUUGCGCAUCAUCCGGACGCAGAGCUCCGCAGAGACCGACUCGGUCAGCAGCCUCUCGGACACCAGCAGCGGCGGGAGCCCCGCAGAAUACUGCAGCUUCUGCAAGCAGAACGGGGAAACCAAGCGGGUCUACCGCUCGCACGCGCUCAGGUCGGGCGACAGGAAGGUCACCUGUCCCAUCCUCCGAAACUACACCUGUCCCAUCUGCGGAGCCACUGGAGACCGCGCACACACGCGCAAGUACUGCCCGCAGGCGCGGAGAGAGGAAGCUGCGAGGAUGCUGCCCUCCUACAAGUUCUGGUGACUGAUGCUGAUCCCACUGGAGAGACUUUAUCACCAUCGUUGACACAAUGUUUUCAGUUUAACACCAAAGGAGAAGCCAACUUACUCGUUAAAACUAUUGCAGUUCCAUGUUUGGCUUUAAAAUCUCUGUUAUCCAUCUGCAGCUGAAUAAGAUUUCCAACUUUGAAAACAUUUUUUCUAUUUUUUAUGAUUUUGUAAAACCGAGCAUGUUGUGUUUUUAUGCAAAAUGUUUUAUAUAUUUAUAUUUUUUUUCAAGUUUUUUAUUGAAGCAACAAUAAAUCGUUUUUAAAAUACUUCUCAGAAGUUUUAUCUUUUUAAAAUCUUCAACCACAAUGACAUCAUAUUUUCCCGCAUGUUUGAUUGUACUUGAAUUAAGGUGUGGAGAUGUAGCCUAUAUAAAAAAAUAUUUAUACUCAUGUAAAGAUUAACUAACCAUUUCAUAACUGUGUUUGAGAACACACAAAAAAUUCCUGUGAAAUCAUUUUUGGAGCCUUUGACAAACAGAAAAAAAAAUCUGGAAUGCUAUGUGGCAAGUGCUGCUAUUUCCUAAAAAAAAUAGAAAAAAAAAACGCUUCUCUUAAAAAAUGUGUUUUAGCUUGAUUUUUGGGGAGUUUUAUGCUCAUAUCAAGGCAUGUUAUUUACCAAAUCUUCAAAGUUUUUUUUGUAUUCAGCAGUUUUUUUUAACUGAUGAGAAUAAAUGUUAAUCAUCAAGAAUCCCAAAAAAUAUGAUUUAUAACACAAAAGAGUUUUUACUUAUAUUAUUAAUUUUAAAAAAUAUUGCUUGGUAAGAAAUACAUCAAUUAGCAUUUUUUAUUUAAUCUCACAUUUUAAAAAAAAUAUGUU